UGCUCUCAAAAUAUAUAUUUAAAUAACAAUUUGUAAUUAUAAAACCACUCAAAUUAUGUGCAUCUAACGACUUGACCACUGAAAUUCGGCCAAAUAACUAAUUCAUUUUUAAUGAUAGCCAAUUUUUUACUUCGUACCAAAGAUGAAAUAUUAGUCAUAAUAUUAUCUCGAAUAAUCAAAUUUUAUGUGCGUUAAAAAAAAAAAAAAAAAAUCAAAAUUGCCUAAGAUGGAAAGAUCCCGUUCCCCGGUGGGUCUACAACACCGCCGCAUUUCGGACAAAUUUCAAUGUUGUACUCCUAUUCUUUAAUGAUUUUUUAGGGUUUUUUCUUAUCCAAAAACCACCCAAAGUCCCCAUCAAAUCCCAUCAAAAAGGAGGUACAGAAAAUUAAGGUUAGUUGGCAAAAGGGCCUUCUACUAUAUUAUCAAACCAAAAAUCCCAUUUUUUUGUACUUCUUUUCUCUAUUUCUAAAUUACUGAAGAAAAGAAAAGACACUAUUUUUUCUCUGUUUCAGCAAAUUUUCAGGAUCUUCAGUCAUUGUAUCAUGGGCUUUGAAGAAAGAGUUGUGGAGCAUGAUGAUGUGAAGCAAGAUGAGCAAUCGGGGGCUCUGAGCCUGCAUGCAUUUUCUGAUUUGUCAUGCGUUUCACCCGUUGUAUUUCUUUUUUUAUUAAAAGAAUCAUAUAUCUACGGGAAGUCUAAAGCAACCAAAAAAUUCCGUGCUCUGCAACAACAAGUCAAUUUAGCCCUCAUAAACGCCCCUCACCCUGGACCAGCUGUCUUUAUUGUCCGUUGCCUAUAUGUGCUUCCAGUAUUCGAAUCAUAUGCUGAUGGCUUCAGUCACUUGAUUGUAUCUGCUCUUCGUAAAUUCCUGAAAUCCAAUACCAAUCCCGCUGACUUGCUAGAAGCACAAGAUCUUGCUGCACAGUUAUUUCUCGAUGUUGUCCAAGGCGUUGUCAUCCAUGAUGAAAGAAUACUUCUAAAGCUAAUUGAAGCUGUUGAUUUGAAGUUGGUGAAUGUUGAAAAAGCUAUACACAAUUCCGCUGCAAAGAACUGUACUUAUGACAAAGCUGAAGCUUUCAUGGAGAAUUAUAUUCAUCAACACAUAGAAUCUCAGUCGUAUAUGACUGCUGUCUCUUUGUUGGAACAAUUUGAUAUUCGUCACUCAGGAGAAUCUCUCCUAAUUAAAAUAUUGGAGAACAAAGACUUUAGAGCAGCAGAGAAGUGGGCAUCAUAUGUGGGUAAGUCAAUGUUAUGUAUUCUUGUUCAGGAAUACGUUAAGAUGAAUAUGCUAAAACCUGCAUAUGGGAUUAUAAAGAGGAACAAUUUACAAGAGGAAUUUCCAGAUGUUUACCAUAAAUGUAAAGAAAGCUCAUUGAAGACUUUAGCUGAAAAAGGAUGCUGGGAUGUUGCAGAAGAGAGGACAAAGAAUGAUAGACAGCUUCUUGAAUAUCUGGUUUAUUUGGCGAUGGAGGCUGGCUACUCUGAGAAGGUUGAUGAAUUAUGUGAACGUUACUCACUGGAAGGAUUCGUGAAAGCUAAAGAACCUGAGGUCCAUCCUCUUCAGAGUCAUUAUCUGCAUUUGCACGAAUUGUUCAUAGAUGACAUUAUUUGGGUUGAUGAGGCUGAUAGUCUGCAAAAAGCGACUUCUUAUAUUGAAGGGUGUAAAGUUGUUGGUGUGGAUUGUGAAUGGAAGCCUAACUAUGUGAAAGGUAGCAAAGGCAACAAGGUUUCUAUCAUGCAAAUUGCUUCCGAAAAGGUUGCUUUCAUUUUUGAUUUAAUUAAGCUAUACGAUGAUGCUCCUGAAGUUUUGAACAAUUGCUUGAUUCGUAUUCUGCAAUCUCCAAGAAUUCUGAAGCUUGGCUAUAAUUUUCAAUGUGAUAUGCAUCAGUUGGCUCAUUCUUACCAAAAGUUGGACUGCUUCAAGCGUUAUGAAAUGCUUCUGGACAUCCAGAAAGUGUUUAAUGAGCCUUGUGGUGGGUUGUCUGGCCUUGUGAAGAAAAUACUGGGAACUGGUCUAAACAAAACGAGAAGGAACAGCAACUGGGAACUAAGGCCGUUGAGUCAGCAACAACUGGAGUAUGCUGCUCUUGAUGCGGUUGUUCUCGUCCAUCUAUUCCACCAUAUCCGCAGCCACUCUCAACCUGUUGACGUCGAAGACAAAAAUGUCAAAAUAGAGUGGAAAUCCCAUAUUGUAAGUGCAUCGACUAAAUCGAAUGAAUCUCUGUUUAAAGCUCUGACUGGAAUGCCAAUUAUGGAUCAAAGUCAGGCUACAAGGCUUCACACCUUGGUGACACAAAGAUGUCGAGGAAGAAAGAUCUUAGUUUUGAGAAGCAUUCUGAAAUUGAAGCCGGGCAUCCCAAAUUGUCCUAGACUUAUAACACCACAGUUCUACGUCUCCUAUUCCCUGAGUAAUGAAUUGUAUAUACAUCUAGCUUUCAAGAAUUUGGUCAGAUGCUGACUUCAAGAAGGUGUCGACUUGCACUUUGUAUAUAUACUAUGCUACACUGUCAACAUAUUGUAUAUAUAACUCUUGAGUUUAAUUGGGCUCUGAUUCAAGUAAAAUGUUCUUUUUAAUUUUUGUUAACACAAACACAUUAUACUUUUCUC
Messenger RNA from Chenopodium quinoa (quinoa), 2605 nucleotides. RefSeq lists its product as uncharacterized. Gene Ontology annotation, biological process: nucleobase-containing compound metabolic process. Lineage: Eukaryota; Viridiplantae; Streptophyta; Magnoliopsida; Caryophyllales; Amaranthaceae. The record is from RefSeq and is a predicted model, not a curated record. Gene Ontology annotation, molecular function: nucleic acid binding; 3'-5' exonuclease activity. The transcript has 11 exons. Bases 543 to 2456 code for a protein of 637 amino acids.